AUGGCACUUCCUUGCAGCCGCGGUAAUUUCCAGCCACCGUGGCGCGCACAAGUCACGGCGGUCAAUCGAGCUCGCCUUUAAGCCGUCGAAGCUGGCUCGUUGGGAAAUUGAUACCCACCGAUACCGAUUGAUACCCACUCACUUACAUCUCUGCCUCUCGAUCGAGACGACACUCGCAGACAGAUUCUCUAGAUCGUUUAAACGUAACUUUGUGAAAAAAGGAGAGGCAGUGUGAAGUGACUUGGGUUGCGACGGUGACUUUCGAGACAAAGGAAAGAGAAAUUCAGAUUGAAGUUUGGAGUGAAGAUCGCGCCAGUUUCGAGGAAACGACGUCGAUCUCCAAGCGAGAUUCCCCUGGCGAAAAUUUCGUCGUCCCCGGUGGAAUUUCGGUGAAAAUUGAGUUCUCAGUGCUAGAUCAACGUACGAGGCCAAGCUGCGUUCUCUGGAACCGAGAUGACGAUUUAUUUACAGAUAUUUAUUUACAGACCGUAAAAUAGAAUUCCGGGUGAAAUCUAUUUGCGCCGCGUAUAUUAACGUCCCGGCUGACUCGCCAAAAAUAUCGGUUAAAUGGGUACUAAAUCGAAGUUUAAUUAUGCAAAAUGCUGUCGGCGAACAGUUAUCCGCCCCCGAUCAUAAUUACCCCGGAUUCAUGACUUUGUACCGCAGCGAGGGUGUUGCGGAGUCUGCUUUGGUCGACGACACCCUCAACGGAAAUCCUUCGUCGUCGUCUUCCUCGAUUCUGCCUCCCGUUCAGUCAGCAUCCGCGGACACGGUCGACGCUGCGAAUCUAACCGAUUCGAGAAAUGCGAGCAAUCGUGGGAUAACACGUGGAUGGAACUGGCGUUACAGCUAUUGCGAGAAAGCGGAUAACGAAACGACAGAGAUGGGUGGCGUUCCGCACGUGGAUGGUGGACUGAACAGCGAGCUGUACGCCGUCCCUGUGAAACGGAGACAGCCCAAGGAUCAAAAGAACAACGCUGCCCUGCAGAAUAACAGCCAGGAGAAGCCGGCGGAGGUGGACACCGCCGAUUCCGAGGACAAAGAUGAGAAUCUGCCACCUGGAUGGCAGAAACACGAGGACGAGAAUGGGCCCUAUUAUUGGCACGUUAAAAGCGGAAAUAUACAAAGAGAGCCUCCAGAGGCGCCUCUGCACUCCAAGAGGGAAUCACGCAGGAGUCUGAUCAAGGACAACGAUAGCAUAAACAAUUUCCACACUCUAAGCGGCAUGGUGAACACCGUUACCCGCAGUAACACAAGCUCGGCCCUGGAUCAGGAGCUGGAAAACAAGAGGAAAGUGGAACUGGCUCUCAAACGAAGGAGCUAUCCGGCACGAGCGGACUCCGAGGGCAGGGACAAACCUAUCAGAUUCGCCGUACGUUCUCUCGGAUGGACGGAAAUCGCCGAGGAGGAUCUGACGCCUGAAAGAAGCAGCAAGGCUGUCAAUAAGUGUAUCGUAGACUUGUCUCUUGGUAGAAACGAUCUUCUCGACGUGGUUGGACGAUGGGGCGACGGCAAGGAUCUAUUUAUGGAUCUGGACGAAGGUGCUCUGAAAUUGAUAGACCCGGAGAACCUUACCGUACUCAACACACAGCCGAUUCAUACGGUGAGGGUGUGGGGUGUUGGCAGAGACCACUGCCGGGACUUUGCUUACGUGGCAAGAGACAGAUCGACCCGGAAACACAUGUGCCACGUGUUCCGUUGCGACAUCCCGGCGCGCACGAUCGCCAACACGCUGCGCGACAUUUGCAAGAAGAUCAUGAUCGAGCGAUCGCAACACCAGAACCUCGCGAAACCGGUGGACAUCAACGGGCGAACGAGCCUGGCCACUAGGCCGACUAAUCUGCCGACGGAACACCGGCGUUUCCACAGAAACGGACAAGCGCUAGUCACGCAAUCGUUCCCAACGCCGAUGGAAGAGCCGAAGAAAGUGCUGCGGGCACAAUAUCUCGGAUCGAUGCAAGUUUCUCAAGCAACUGGAAUGGAGGUGCUGAACGACGCGAUAGAUCACAUUGUGGCUAACACGCCGAUCAAUCAGUGGCGGAACGUGAACGUUGCAGUCGCGCCCAGUAUGAUCUCCAUCCUAACGCCGAACGAGGAGAAACUCAUCACCGAGUGCCGCGUACGUUAUCUGUCGUUCCUCGGUAUCGGUCGCAACGUGAAACAGUGCGCCUUCAUAAUGCACACCGCGCAGGAUCUCUUUAUCGCACACGUCUUCAACUGCGAGCCUAGCAGCGGGGCCCUGUGCAAAACCAUCGAAGCUGCCUGCAAGCUGAGGUACCAGAAAUGCUUAGACGCACAUCCGCAAGGCUUUAGAAACGCCAGCAGCUUGAACACUCCGAGCGGGAAGGGUCUCGGCGCCACCUUGAAAUCUCUGGUCGGCUCACUGACUGGACGUAGGAGCAAGCAGGUCGCCCCUGACCUUGAAGUACUUCAGCGGAUCGCCGCCAAGCGCGUCGCUCAGGUCACUCCUUUCGCCUUCCCUGGACAACAGGCGUAUUCAACUGGCCCGUUGGGAGAGCAAUCCUUAAGAGGAUGCUCUAUGGCCGCAGGUUACGUCGACUCUCGACGAGGAAGAACGGCAAAAAGAAGAACGAAAAAGACGAGAAAUGAAAGAGGAAAAACAAAGGAUCGUAUUCUUACGUUAACGACUGAAUCGUGA
Heterotrigona itama is the source of this 2659-nucleotide messenger RNA. The record is from the annotation of a GenBank genome assembly. Lineage: Eukaryota; Metazoa; Arthropoda; Insecta; Hymenoptera; Apidae.